This is a messenger RNA of Cladophialophora psammophila CBS 110553, 1305 nucleotides long. RefSeq lists its product as uncharacterized. Bases 1 to 1305 code for a protein of 434 amino acids. Gene Ontology annotation, cellular component: lipid droplet; mitochondrion; plasma membrane. Gene Ontology annotation, biological process: glycolipid biosynthetic process. The record is from RefSeq and is a predicted model, not a curated record. The transcript has a single exon. NCBI's taxonomy places the organism in Eukaryota, Fungi, Ascomycota, Eurotiomycetes, Chaetothyriales, Herpotrichiellaceae.
AUGGCUGCCAGCCGUCAAUACGACAUCAUCCUUCUGGGAGCCACUGGCUACACGGGGAAGCUGACCGCUGAAUACAUCACGACCAAUCUCCCAACCAACCUCAAAUGGGCCGUUGCUGGACGCAAUCAAUCCAAACUUCAAUCCUUGGUCGGUGAGCUGAAGUCCCUGAACUCGACGCGCAGCACUCCCGACAUCAUCACUGUCGCCAGUCUGUCUACCCCUGAAUUGACCCCUGUGGUCAAGAAGACCAGAGUUCUCUUGAACGCCGUGGGCCCUUACCAUCUCUACUCGACUCCGGUGGUCGAAGCAUGUGCUCAACAGGGAACUCACUAUCUCGACGUGACCGGCGAGACCCCAUGGGUCCGCGAUGUCAUUGUCAAGUACGAAGACACUGCCAAGAAGUCCGGAGCCAUCAUGAUUCCCGAGGUGGGCGUUGAGUCCGCCCCGUCCGACCUCGUCGCCUACAUAGCCACUCGUUUGAUCCGCAAAGUCUGGGAUUGCGGCGUCAUGGACAUGAUCGCCUCGGUGCACGAGUUGAAGUCCUCUGGUCCCAGCGGCGGCACCUUGGCCACCGGGUUGGGACUGGCCGACUACUAUCCAGCAAAGGUGAUGAAGCAAUGCUUCGCCGACCCCUUUGUGCUGUCUCCUUCCCACUUGCGGCCAUUCACCAAGGACACGAUCUACCCACGCAACCCCGAACCAAACACAUACCACCGCACCGGUCUCCAGAAACUCACCGGCGUCUGGAAAUAUCCACGCCUGGGCCAUUUGACGACUUCCGUCACCGCAAAACCUAAUGAGGCUAUUGUCCACCGCUCCGCUGGAUUGACGCCUUACUUCUACGGCUUCAACUUCACGUACGAGGAGUACAUGGCCGUGGCGAGUCCUUUGGUCGGCGUGUUGAUCCACAUCGCCGUCACCAUUUUGGCCUUAUUGCUCGCGUUCCCCCCGACACGAGCGAUCCUAAAACUGUUCACCACCUACAAACCCGGCUCUGGUCCGACCAAGGAAUCCACCAAGGGCGAUGUUCUGGAACUCCGCGCCGUGGCCGUGGCCGAACAGCUCGCCAAGAACCCACGCAAAGCCUUGGCGCAUUUCCGGUACGAGGGCGGAAUGUAUGCUCUGACCGCCUUGCUGAUGAGCGAGGCCGCCAUGGUCAUUUUGGCAAAGGAAGAAGAGAUCAAGAAGAACCACGGCGCUGGUUUCUUGACCCCGAGUUGCUUGGGAGAUGAUUUCCUGGAGAGGCUGGAGAAGGCGGGCGUUAAGAUCGGAGUGCAGCAGAUUGGGGAUGUAGGCAGCAAGUAA